This is a messenger RNA of Periophthalmus magnuspinnatus, 3132 nucleotides long. RefSeq names its product nardilysin-like. The record is from RefSeq and is a predicted model, not a curated record. The transcript is spliced from 30 exons. NCBI's taxonomy places the organism in Eukaryota, Metazoa, Chordata, Actinopteri, Gobiiformes, Gobiidae. Gene Ontology annotation, biological process: proteolysis. Bases 4 to 3117 code for a protein of 1037 amino acids. Gene Ontology annotation, molecular function: metalloendopeptidase activity; metal ion binding.
GUGAUGCACCACAGCGGAGAGCCUCCCCCUCCCCAGACACCUCCUCCUCCUGACCAGAGACCAGACCAGAGACCAGACCAGGACCAGGGAGAUCCAGACAUCCUCAAGUCCCCCAACGACCCAAAGAAAUACAGAUACAUCGAGCUGUCGAACGGCCUCAGAGUUUUACUGAUUUCCGACUGCAGCUUCAGCUCCUUUGGACCAGAGGGAAAACCUGAGGAAGCGUCUGGGGAGGGGGAGGAGUCUGGGGAGAAUGAAGACUCACAGCCAAAAAAGAGCUCGGUCAGACAGGCUGCUGCUGCCCUGUGUGUGGCUGUGGGGAGCUUCAGUGACCCUGAUGCCCUUCCUGGAUUGGCUCACUUCCUGGAGCACAUGGUGUUUAUGGGCAGUGAGAAGUUCCCAGAGGAAAAUGGCUUUGACUCUUUUCUGAAGGAGCACGGAGGAAGUGACAACGCCUCCACCGACUGUGAGCGAUCUGUGUUCUACUUCGACGUGGAGAGAAGAUACUUCAGAGAGGCUCUGGACAGAUGGGCUCAGUUCUUCAUCUGUCCUCUGAUGGUUGAAGACGCGGUGGAGCGAGAGGUGGAGGCUGUGGACAGUGAGUUCCAGAUGGCCCGGCCCUCCGACUCCCAACGCAAAGAGAUGCUGUUUGGAAGCAUCGCCAAACCAGGUCACCCCAUGGGCAAGUUCCUCUGGGGAAACGCUCAAACUCUGAAGCAGGAGCCUAGAGACAAAGGCAUCAACACAUAUGAGCACCUCCGACAGUUCUGGACCAGAUACUACACAGCACAGUACAUGACCCUGGCAGUCCAGUCCAGAGAGUGUCUGGACACUUUGGAGCAGUGGGUUCGAGAGAUUUUCAGUCUCAUCCCAAACAAUGGUGAACCAGCCGAGGAUUUCUCUCACCUCCAGGAGCCGUUUGACACUCCAGACUUCAACAAACUCUACAGAGUGGUUCCAGUGAAGAAAGUUCACGCUCUGACCAUCAGCUGGGCCCUGCCUCCUCAGGCUCAGCACUACAGAGUGAAGCCGCUGUUCUACAUCUCAUGGCUGAUCGAACAUGAAGGGGCCGGCAGCAUCCUCAGUCUGCUGCGCAAGAAGUGCUGGGCUUUGGCUCUUUUUGCGGGAAACAAUGAAUCUGGUUUUGAGCAGAACUCGACCUUCUCCGUCUUUUCUGUGUCCAUCACUCUGACAGAGCAGGGACACGCCCACUUCUACCAGGUGGCACAUGUGCUGUUCCAGUAUCUGAAGAUGCUGCAGACUCUGGGGCCACAACAAAGGAUUUAUGAAGAAAUCCAGAAGAUCCAGGACAAUGAGUUCCAGUUUCAGGAGCAGAUGAGCCCAGUGGACUUUGUGGCGUCCGUCUGUGAGAACAUGCAGCUGUUCUCUAAAGAACACUUUCUGACCGGAGACACUCUGCUGUUUGAGUACAAGCCCCAGGUGAUCGGAGACGCCCUCGCUCUCCUCACUCCUCUCAGGGCCAACGUCAUGCUCCUGUCCCCAGAGAACCAGGGCCAGUGUGACCUCACCGAGAAGUGGUUUGGGACCAGCUACGGGGUCAAAGAUGUUCCUCAGAAGUGGAGAGAUCUUUGGUCCACAGACUUUGAGCUGAACCCAGAUCUGCACCUGCCUGCUCCGAACCGCUUCAUCACCUCUGACUUCAGCCUGAGAGCCGCAGACUGCCCACACUCUGCCCUCCCCGUAUGCGUCGAGAGCAGCCAGAGGGGGGCGCUGUGGUACAAGAAGGACAACACCUUCAACAUCCCCAAAGCUCACAUUCGGUUCCACCUGAUCACGCCCAUCAUCCAGAGGAGCCCAGAGAACCUGGUGCUCUUGGACCUCCUGGUGAACAUCCUGGCCCAUAAUCUGUCGGAGUCGGCGUACGAGGCCCGAGUGGCUCUACUUUCUUACAAAGUGGUGGCGUCAGAACACGGGAUGGUGAUCCAGCUCGAGGGAUUCAACCACAAACUGCCCGUUCUCUGGAGGUUGGUGGUUCAUCACUUGUUGAACUUCUUCUCAGACUCUCGUGUGUUUGAGAUUUUCUCAGAGCAGCUCAAAAAAGUUUAUUUCAACCAACUCCUGAACCCAGAGUGGCUCAGCAGAGAUGUUCGUCUGAGGAUCUUGGAGCCGUCUCGUUGGUCUGUUCUUCAUAAACAUCAGGUUCUGGUUCAGGGUCUAAACUUGGACCGACUCCUGGACUUUGUGUCUGAGUUUAAACAGCAGCUGUACGUGGAGGGACUGGUGCAGGGGAACCUCACCUGUCAGGAGUCGAGGCGCCUGCUGCACGACUUUAUAGAUGCGCUGCAGUUCCAGCCGCUGCCAGCAGAGGCCCCUGUUCAGUUCCGUGUGGUGGAGCUGCCUCAGAAACAUCAUGUGUGUAAAGUGAAGUCCUUCAACAGACAAGACCCGACCUCUGAGGUCACAGUGUACUACCAGUGUGGUGUGCGGUCGCUGAGGGAACACGCUCUGAUGGAGCUCCUGGUGGUGAACAUGGAGGAGCCGUGUUUCGACUUCCUACGCACCAAAGAAACUCUAGGGUACCAGGUGUAUCCGUCCUGCAGAAACACUUCAGGCGUCCUGGGAUUUUCUGUCACUGUCAAGACUCAAGCCACAAAGUUCAGCUCGGAGCUGGUGGAGGCGCGGGUGCAGUCGUUCCUCUCUUCCUUCGGGGGGCGCCUCUCGUCUCUGGGCGCAGACUCGUUCAGGACACAGACGCUCGCUCUGGUGCAGCAGAAGAAGAAACAGGACAGUCAUUUAGGAGAAGAAGUGGAGCGGCACUGGAGCGAAGUGAUGACACAGCAGUAUGUGUACGACCGAGUACACAGAGAGGUCAGUGCUCUGCUGAGCUUCUCUCAGGACGAUCUGGUGUCGUGGUUCAACGAGCUCCGAGAGGACAACCGCCAACUCAGCGUCCACGUGGUGGGCUUCGGCGCUGAGGAGGGCGACUCUCUGGACUCGACAGUAGGGGGCGAUGUGAACUCAUCGUAUGAAGAAGAACAAGAACUACUCUUCCUGUCCGCCUCGUCGCCGCGGUUACAGCAGGCCACGCCCAUCUGUGACAUCAGAGCCUUCAACACCGCACUGCCCUUACACCCCUACCACAAAGUACUGCAGUAAAUACUACUGAGUACU